CAGCUAAGAACACGAUGGGGCUGCCAUUUUGCUGUUCUUUUUCCCAACGUCGACGUAAAAACCGCCAGGGAUCAACCUCUUGCAAGCGAUCCAUUAACCCAGAACACGAUUCUCCUGCGCCAUCCUCGCCUUCGCCCCUAGCGUUGCCUGACGCACUCCCGUCUAUCAUACCAUCCUCUCCUUUCUUGCUCUCGCCUUUCGGCCCUUCAUCCGCGGCACCGUCUCCAGAUCGGUCCCCCAAGCAUCCGUCCCCCAAGCGCCGCGCGGCGAGUUCUCCAGCCAUUCGUCGACCAUCCUAUACCCUGGCGCCGUCUCCUCGUUUUCUUGCACGCGAUGCAUCUCGGCUCUCGUCCUUCGAAACUGCCCCCUUGGCACGCAGCAGCUCUGGGAUCACCUAUCACCAAGACGUUAUCCUUGCGGCCUGUGAAAUCUGGGAAGAAGCAUACAAUGAGGUCAAGGACGACGAGGCGCUGAAGCCUCUAGUAAAAAACUACGAAGCGCUCUUCAAUACCGUCACAAAGGAUGGCUUUCUCGACUCGCGUCGCUCCUCGCGUAUCCAAAAGGAGCCCUUGACUGAUGACGAAGAGCAUAGCAACGCCGGCGAAGAAUGCUUUACGAGACUAGCUCAAGAAUACCUGGACCUGGCAAGGCGGGAUUCUGCCAGCCAGAGUAUUGUUUCUUCCGCAGUGCAGUUCAUCCAGAAGACGAGAGACGUUGUCGGCCUUGCACUCGCUUCCUCGCCACCUGCGUCACUUGCUUGGACCGGUAUUUGCACCAUUGUUUUGCCUAUCAUCGUCAACCACGCCGAGCAGAUUGCUGCCCGGGAGUCGGGCUUCUCCUACGUCAUGUCACGGUUUACAUGGUACGGUCAGGUUCUCGAUCUUCUGAACCGAGAGUACUGGAAAAGCCCGCAAAGCUUCUCCGCACUCCGACACGCGAUCCACGGCGAGAUUGUUGCCCUCUACAAACUUCUCAUAGAGUAUCACCUGCGAGCAUACUACACCUAUUGUCGCCCGUUGACUACGAUUUCCAGGGACAUCCUCAAACUCGAUGACUGGAACUACAUGCUCUCGGAGAUCAAAGAGAGCGAAAAGCGCCUGGAGGAUUACAUGAGUCUCAACUACGAACAACAUCUGCUGGACAAACUCCACACGCUUUCCAAGGAUGCGCUGCACAAACAGCGCUUUGAGACGCUGCUCAAGUUCAAGUUCCCCGACGACCUCCCCUACGCCGUCUACCAGGCUUACCUCGACAGCAUCGAGUCACCAGAAGAUGGUACUGGGGCUGGGGUCCUUACACAUCCAGUCUUUCUAGAGUGGGCUACGGGCAAUUCUGGUGUAUUUGUGUUGGAGGGUAUCCCGGGCUCCGGCAAGUCAGUUCUGUCAAAGUCCUUGUUGACGGAGCUGCCAAAGUGGAGGCCCUCGUCAAUUUGCGCCUUCUUCUUCAAAGAGAACGGCAAGGCUCAGAACGGAGCCACAACCGCGCUCUGUCGAGUUCUAGAUGAGCUCUUCCGAGAGCAGCCCGACCUCGUUGACAGAAUAUGCGCCAGAGUGGAUCACCUUCUCCCGGAGGAAGUGCGAUGCAAUUUCGAUCUGCUCUGGGGAGUGCUCGAGGAGGCUACCCAGGAUUGCGAGCCGGGGAGUGUCACCUUUGUUCUGGACGGAUUCGACGAAUGCGAGCCGGAAUCGGCUGACAAACUGUGGCAGAAGCUGACCGAAUAUCUUGCUGGGCCCAGCCCAAGGGUGAAGUUCUUCCUCACCACACGCCCUCUAGUUUCGGCACCGCAACUGAUAUUCUCUCCCGGCGUUACGGUCCUAAAGCUCGAGGAGGACCCACAUUGCCUUAGACACAUUAGCAAAGACAUCGAGAGCGUCGUCAUGGCCCGCUUCGAUGGAUUUGCGCUGCGGUGUAUCCAGGACACCGGGCUGAGACAUGAACUACUGGAAUUCAUUCGGCCGAGGGAAGACAGGACGUAUCUGUAUGUCAAGUUGUUGUUCGACUACCUUGAUUUGAGAAUGCGGGACGGUCUGCCGCGAGUGCCCCGUGGUUGGAUCGACAUUUUCAAGAAACUGCCAGCGACGGUGAAAGAGGCAUACGUUGGGUUCCUCAACCGGGUUCGGGAAUCCCAGAGGGACGACGUCAAAAGCUUAUUUCGGAUCGUCCUUGCCGCUGCGAGGCCGCUCACUCUUCAGGAGGUCAAUAUCGCCCUCAAUAUCCGAGACCUUCCAAACGGGAGCAAACACGGCCUGGGUCUACAGGACGAGCACUGUUUUCGGAACUGGAUUCUGGAUGCUUGCAAGUACUUCUUGGAUGUCUACAAUGGCAGGGUCUACUUUAUCCACCAAACUGCCAAGGACUUCCUUCUGGCUGGUCCAGGGGAGAACGGACACAGAAAGCCGGAUUGGCUGGGCGAUUUCACCAUCCAGGCUUGCCAUAAGACGUUGGCCGAGAGUUGCAUCUUGUAUCUUUCUCUGGCCUUGCGCGUACUCUCCCGAUUCAAGGGCGUCGCCACUACCACGGAGAAUAACGGCGAACACCACAUGUGGGACGAUGCUGAGCUCGCAUUUGCUAGCUACGCACAUUCCUUUUGGCAUAGCCACGUGUGUGUGGCUCUCGACGCGGAUACGCCGAGUGGCCAAGAAGAGUUCCUCAGCCUACUAGACCAUCUUGUCCUCACUGACCAUAGCGGGAAGCCACUGCCUCGCACCCCACGAAUCCAUAUCGAAUCUCCACAUGCCCUGCAGCGCUUCAGCUCAGUCCUCCGCUCAGUGUCAACAAUCCAAGCCGUCCGGGCGCUGACAACCUACCAACACCACUCCCCGCUCCCACCAGACUGGUUCUCAGUCCGCUUCACCAACAAACGCACCCGCGCCCGCGCCGACCCCCUCCACCUCCACGACGGCGACGUCCUCGCCUACACGCUCUCCAACCGCACCGACACCCACACCGCCUACGUCCACAUGCUGAGCCUCAACGCCUCCUGGACCGUCGGCACCCUGCUCUGGAACGUGCGCAUCCCCCCGCGGCAGCAGCGCACGGGCGAGCUGACCAUGGCGCUGCCGCGGCGGGUCAAUGAUGAUGACCCGCCCGAAGCCGAGGACACGAUCGUGGUGAUCUUUUGCGUCGGCGAGCAGUGUGCCGAGCGGCUGGUUACGCCGGCGGAGUGGUUGCGCAGUGUGUAUGUCCCGCCGGUGUUGCUGAAGCCUGGGGUCGGGAGUGUAAGGGUGCCGGUGUGGCCGGGGUUUGUGCCGCCGCCGAAUUGGGUGGUGAUGGGGUUUGGGGUGAGGACGAUGCCGAGGGUGAGGGAUGAGGAGGGGGUGGAAGGGGAUGAGGGUGGUGGGUGAAGCGAGUGAUGACGGGGGAUAAUGUGUUUGGGUUGGGGUGAGUGUGAUGCGUGGGCGUUGUGAGGCAAACAAUGUAGUGUUUUCUGCGCUUGGUCAUAUUGCCUUAUUGCUAUGGAGUGUCGAUCAAGGUGGGAGAUCGGCUUGCUUUUGCUUGCUUCUGUUAAGAAUGGUUUAUUUAUUGGUUGUACACACUUACACGGAUUCAAAAAGAGUGGGAGCAGACUCAGCAGAGGACUUGGGUAAGCAGUUAUGCUAAACGCAGUUAUCCGUUUUAUUGUUUACUGACUGGAGCUUUCCACCCUGGUGGAGGGUUAAAUAGUGCAAUAUCUGUCGCACAGAAAGCAACGAUGGAGCUCACUCGGAUUAUGGCAUGAUGUACCCACUCCCUGUGGCCACUUCGGACUGAAUGCCGGACCGCGAAUACCCAAUUGAUGCG
Chaetomium fimeti is the source of this 3780-nucleotide messenger RNA. RefSeq lists its product as uncharacterized. The record is from RefSeq and is a predicted model, not a curated record. The transcript has 3 exons. Bases 15 to 3344 code for a protein of 1109 amino acids. Lineage: Eukaryota; Fungi; Ascomycota; Sordariomycetes; Sordariales; Chaetomiaceae.